UUAAAUACGCGGUCACACUGUAUAUGACAUAUCGCGCGUGCUGCUUAAAAAAAUUGUUAACAAUUUUUGUGCAUUAAAACAUCAGAACAAAAAAUGGGCAACGUGCUAGCGGCAUCCUCAGGCAAGAGCAACAGUGUGGCUGCCGGUCUGAGUCUUCCCGAGCCGGUGGUUGCACCCACAGACACAUUGCUAUCGGGCGCCGCCACCGACACCGCCGGGAAGGAUAUUUUCCUGGAGAAUCCAGGCACCGUAGAGGAACUGCACAAAAAAUGCAAAGAUAUACAGGCCGUAACCUUCGAGGGAGCCAAAAUCAUGCUGAACAAGGGGCUCAGCAAUCACUUCCAGGUCUCGCACACCAUCAACAUGAGCAGCACGGUGCCGAGCGGCUACCGCUUCGGGGCCACCUACGUGGGCACCAAGCAGUUCAGCCCCACCGAGGCAUUCCCUGUGCUCCUGGGCGACAUUGAUCCAUCUGGCAAUCUGAAUGCCAAUAUCAUUCACCAGUUCUCGCCGCGCGUACGCUGCAAGUUUGCCUCGCAGGUCCAGGACUCGAAGAUGGUGGCCUCACAGCUGACAACUGAUUAUCGCGGCGACGACUUCACGGGCUCGCUCACCAUGGCCAAUCCGAACAUAUUCAACAACUCUGGCGUAAUCGUUGGCCAGUAUUUGCAGUCUGUAACUCCGGCCAUUGCCUUGGGCGCCGAGAUAGCCUAUCAGUAUGGGCCGAAUGUGCCCGGGCGCCAGAUUGCCCUUGUCUCAGGCAUGGGCCGCUACACAAGCGGCAACACGACGUGGUCCGGCACUCUGGGACUGAGUGGAUUGCAUCUGUGCUUCUACCAGAAAGCCAGUGAACAGCUGCAGAUAGGUGCCGAGGUCGAGACCAGCCUGCGCAUGCAAGAGUCAGUUGCCACUGUUGCCUAUCAGAUUGACUUACCCAAGGCUGAUUUGGUCUUCCGAGGCUCUAUUGACACCAACUGGCACAUUUCGGGGGUGCUGGAGAAACGUUUGCAGCCAUUGCCAUUCACGCUUUUACUGAGCGGCCGCAUGAACCAUGUGAAGAACAACUUCAGACUGGGCUGUGGGCUGAUGAUCGGUUAACCGGUAGCUGCAUUAACCAAAUUUUAGCCACAGACCCCCUGCCCCCAGACCACAUUCACAUUCACACAUCCACACAAUUUUAGCACAUCAUUUGUCCACACACAAAACACCGCCACACCACCACCACAAACAGACAAUUCUUUUGGCUAAUUCGAAAUGUUAUUUGCGGCAUUGUUUGUCUGCAAAAGAGGAGGACUUGUUCAAGUUUAUGGGAAUUAAGUAGCCGUCGCCUCCGUCGUCGUUUCCUUCGUUCUUUUAAAAGAGACAAAGAGAGAGAGUUUUCAGUUAGUUAUCUAGGAAUAUUCAACAUUUCCAAAACAUUUUAAAGCACGCAUCCAACAAAGAAUUGUCACUGUACAUUUUAAGUUGCUUCCUAGAAGAUGAAAAAGGAGAAGAAACGUACGCAUUUAUUUUGAUAAAAAAUAUAAACCAAACAGCCAGUGAACCAAGAACAACCACAAAACAUCAAACACACCAUAAACCACACAAAUACACAGAAGCAUCAGGAGCAUCCAUAGUUUUUUCAAAAUCCGAAAUGAAAUGAGUUAAUAAUAAAUGCGUAUUAAAUGUAUGUUACAUUGAAAAAUUGGUAACGAAACUGCUUUAAGUUUAUAAUUUAUAAAUUAACAAUUAGUUAUUAAUAACAAACAAAAAACUUUGUUAAACCAACUUUUACCUUUGUGGCGCGCGUAGAAAGAGACAGACAUAGAAAAAGAGAGAAGUUGGGAGUUCGGAUAGAAAGAGACGAAGCGUUAGCGCCAAAACGUUGUGAGGGGAAAAAAAACCAAACAAAAAAAAACAACAAUAAAAAACAACAAAAUAAAUCCCAUUACUACAUUUGUUAAAGAUGGGCAAUGGUUCAGUUACAUUGUAAUAUAGCUUCUUCCCAAGCAAUAAACUACAGAAGAGAUACAAAACAACAACAACAACAGAAUGAACUAUCAACAAAAACCA
This is a messenger RNA of Drosophila obscura, 2052 nucleotides long. Its product is annotated as mitochondrial import receptor subunit TOM40 homolog 1. The record is from RefSeq and is a predicted model, not a curated record. The coding region runs from base 94 to 1098 and encodes 334 amino acids. NCBI's taxonomy places the organism in Eukaryota, Metazoa, Arthropoda, Insecta, Diptera, Drosophilidae. The transcript is spliced from 4 exons. Gene Ontology annotation, cellular component: mitochondrial outer membrane translocase complex; mitochondrial outer membrane. Gene Ontology annotation, molecular function: transmembrane protein transporter activity. Gene Ontology annotation, biological process: protein import into mitochondrial matrix.